AUGGCUCGUAGCCGCUCGCGCUCGCGCUCUCGUCGUCCCCGCAGCCGUCGCUCCUCCUCCAGCUCCUCCUCCAGCUCCAGCUCCUCUUCUUCCUCCUCUCGCUCGGCGUCGCCACCUCGUAAAAAGGCUCGCAGCCGUCGCUCCGCUCCAAAGACCACGUCUCCUCCUCCAUCUCCUGGUCGAACGACCGACACUCGUGUACCCGUUACACUCGUGCAACCUCUAAACGUACCCCCUCCCGACCUCCCAAUUGCUCGGAAACGUACCCUCGACAGGGGCCGGACAGGAGGCGUCUACGUCCCUCCCUUCAAGUUGGCGCAGCAGCUCAAGCUCCAGCAACAAGAACAAGCUCAAGACAAGGACUCCAGCGCAGCUCAAGAGUUGGCUCAGCGACGGACGUGGGACGCGCUCCGCAAGAGUCUCAAUGGACUCAUUAACAAGGUUAACGUGGCCAAUCUGAGCAACAUUUUGCCCGAGUUUUUCCACGAAAACCUCGUGCGAGCUCGAGGGCUCUUGGCUCGAGCUAUUAUGAAGGCCCAGCUGGCGUCUCCAGGCUUUACGCACAUUUACGCCGCUCUGGUGGCCGUGCUGAACACGAAGAUGCCUGAAAACGGCGAGCUCCUGGUCAAGCGCGUCGUGUUUCGCUUCCGUCGAGCGUUCAAGAGAGGAGAUAAAGUCGUGGCUAUUGCCCUCGUGCGCUUCAUUGCGCACCUCGUGAAUCAGCAGGUGGUGCACGAGCUGCUGGCGCUCGAAGUGCUGACGCUGUUGCUGGCCAAUCCGACGGACGACUCGGUCGAAGUCGCGGUCAAUUUUACGAAAGAGUGUGGCCAGAUCUUGGCCGAGUUGUGUCCAGAAGGACUUCGUGCGAUCUUUGAGCGCUUUCGGGGCAUUUUACAUGAAGGAGAGAUUGACAAGCGCGUGCAGUAUACGAUUGAAGGGCUGUUUGCUAUCCGUAAGGGUGGCUUUGUAGACUACCCGGCUAUACACGAACCCUUGGAUCUCGUUGAGUCUGGCGACCAGAUCACGCACGAGACGACGCUGGAGGAGACGAUUGAUUGCGAGGACAAGCUGGACGUUUUCCGCUUUGACCCGGACUAUGAGAAGAACGAGCAGAUGUGGACUGCCAUUAAGAAGGAGAUUUUGGGUGAAUCCGACUCGGACGCUGGCUCGUCCAGUGCUAGUGACGAUGAAGACGGGGAGGACGACGAUAAUGAAGACGGGGUCGAGCAACCAGUUGUCGCAGAGAACAACAUGCAGAUAAGGGACUACACGGAGCAAGAUCUUGUGAAUCUGCGCCGCACGAUUUACCUGACCAUCAUGUCGAGUAUCACACACGAAGAGUGCGCACACAAGUUGAUGAAGCUCAAUAUUCGCCCAGGCCAAGAGAAGGAGAUAUGCUCGAUGCUCAUCGAGUGCUGCAGUCAGGAGCGAACGUACUUGCGUUACUACGGACUGCUCAGCGAGCGAUUCUGCCUGAUCAAGCGCGAAUACCAGGACGCGUUUGACGAAUGUUUUGCUGAACAGUACUCGUUGAUCCACCGUCUCGAGACCAACAAGCUUCGCAACGUGGCAAAGCUUUUCGCGCACCUACUGUUCACGGACGCUCUGCCCUGGACUGUCUUCGAGUAUAUCCAUUUGAACGAGGAAGAGACUACGUCGUCCAGCCGGAUCUUCAUUAAGAUUUUGUGCCAGGAGCUCUCAGAACAUCUCGGCAUGAAGAUGCUGAAGGAGCGUUUCUUGGACACGAUCAUGCAGCCUACAUUUGCUGGUCUGUUUCCGACGGACAAUCCACGUAACACUCGCUUCGCGAUCAACUUUUUCACGUCUAUUGGACUAGGUGGUCUUACAACUGACUUGCGCGAGUAUCUAAAGAAUGCACCGAAGAUGAUCAUGGAGCAAGCGAAAGCUGCAGCUGACACCAGCAGCACCUCGGACUCGGACUCGGAUUCGAGUGGUAGCAGCAGUGGCAGUGGCAGCUCUUCCGAUUCGGACUCCAGCUCGGAUUCAGAAUCGUCUAGCAGCAGCAGCAGCGACUCGUCCGAUUCCGGCUAA
Messenger RNA from Peronospora matthiolae, 2052 nucleotides. Lineage: Eukaryota; Oomycota; Peronosporomycetes; Peronosporales; Peronosporaceae. The record is from the annotation of a GenBank genome assembly.